This is a messenger RNA of Colletotrichum destructivum, 2912 nucleotides long. Its product is annotated as Putative glycosyl transferase, family 20. Gene Ontology annotation, cellular component: alpha,alpha-trehalose-phosphate synthase complex (UDP-forming); cytosol. The record is from RefSeq and is a predicted model, not a curated record. The coding region runs from base 850 to 2430 and encodes 526 amino acids. The transcript is spliced from 4 exons. NCBI's taxonomy places the organism in Eukaryota, Fungi, Ascomycota, Sordariomycetes, Glomerellales, Glomerellaceae. Gene Ontology annotation, molecular function: trehalose-phosphatase activity; alpha,alpha-trehalose-phosphate synthase (UDP-forming) activity. Gene Ontology annotation, biological process: trehalose biosynthetic process; cellular response to heat.
GGGGAAACCUAAGCUCCAGCGUCGCAUCCAUCAUCCAUUGGGUCGGGCUGCCUGUCUUUCUAUUUUCUGUCUGUCACCCUACCGCUGUGCAGGCGGCUUCCUGUCUGGAUUGGAUCCAGAACCACUUGCACUGGGCCGGAUUGGCGUUUUCCUGCGUCCUGCUCAACACCCUCUCCCGUCCUCCGUCAUCUCUCUCUCUGCGGAUUUGCCUCCCCUCCCACCCCGGCCCAUGAAGAAGCACCACGACGCCUCCUCUGUCUCUCUGUGCUAAGGAAAACCAACUAGCUAACCGCCGACGUCUCCCGUCUCUUUCCAUACUGCUGCUUCCGACUUUCUCCCUCUUUCACCCGACCGAAUCGAUAAAGUUCAUCUUGUUUGUUCUCUUGUCUUACCUUCCACGUACUUUGUGCUCGUCAGCUUGGCUCUCUAAACACUUAUUGUUACUUGUCUCCAGCCGCCCCGUCUACACCCGUUUCACUCACAGCCUGGUUCCCAACCCUCAUCCACAGAUAAAGGCUCCCUCCCGAACAGACCAGGACGACCUUGGGCAGCUCAAGGCCUGGACUGAGAAGCUUGCCUCGCUCGUACGGCCCCUUGAGUCUCUCGCUCGGAUUGAGAGUUGGUCGGUAGUAACCCACCACCCCUGCACACUUAUUGCGUCGCCGUUACCUCAACUCAAGGUAGCCAGGACCUUACCCUCCCGCCACAGCACCACUAAGCUUGGUUGCUGUUGCUCUCUCCAUUUCCCACCACCCUUCGAACGAUCCCCCUCGACGGAAUAUUUUACGUUUCUUCCACCCAACCAACCUUUUCUUCGAGAAACCACACCGCCUGCGUAAAUCGCCCAAGAUGCCUGCGCUCGUCGACGAAGAGACCGCCCCCGGGCGCCUUCUGCUGCUGUCCAACCGGCUGCCCAUUACCAUUAAGCGUUCCGAUGACGGCAGCUACACCUUCUCCAUGUCCUCUGGCGGUCUCGUCACCGGCCUCAGCGGCCUGUCAAAAACCACUAGCUUUCAAUGGUACGGCUGGCCGGGCCUCGAGGUUCCCGAGAACGAGAUCGCCGGCAUGAAGCAGCGUCUUAAGGACGAGUACGACGCCCACCCCGUCUUCAUUGACGACGAGCUUGCCGACAAGCACUACAACGGCUUCUCCAACUCCAUCCUCUGGCCUCUUUUCCACUACCACCCCGGCGAAAUCACAUUCGACGAGAGCGCAUGGGCUGCCUACCGUGAGGUCAAUCGCCUGUUCGCAAAGGCCGUUGUUCAGGAUGUUCAAGACGGCGACCUGAUCUGGGUUCAUGACUACCACCUAAUGCUGUUGCCCGAGAUGCUGCGCGAGGAAAUCGGCGACUCCAAAAAGAAUGUCAAGAUUGGUUUCUUCCUGCACACACCCUUCCCUUCCUCCGAGAUCUACCGUAUCCUGCCUGUCCGCGAGGCCCUCCUCACAGGCGUCCUCGACUGCGACCUCAUUGGUUUUCACACAUACGACUAUGCUCGCCACUUCCUGAGCAGUUGCUCUCGCAUCCUUGGAACACCCACCACCCCGAACGGAGUCGAUUACAACGGCAAAUUCGUUACUGUCGGCGCAUUCCCUAUCGGCAUCGAUCCUGAGAAGUUCGUCGAGGGUCUCAAGAAGCCCAAGGUGCAGGAGCGGAUUGAGGCCCUGAGUCGCAAGUUCAACGGUGUCAAGCUCAUCGUUGGUGUCGACCGUCUUGACUACAUCAAGGGCGUCCCGCAGAAGCUCCAUGCCUUGGAGGUUUUCCUGACUGAGCACCCCGAAUGGAUCGGUAAAAUUGUGUUAGUCCAGGUCGCCGUGCCUUCACGGCAGGACGUCGAGGAGUAUCAGAACCUGCGCGCCGUUGUCAACGAGCUUGUCGGCCGCAUCAAUGGCAAGUUCGGUACCAUCGAGUUCAUGCCCAUCCACUUCCUGCACCAAAGUGUGUCGUUCGACGAACUUACAGCCCUGUACGCCGUCUCCGACGUCUGUCUUGUUUCUUCCACUCGCGACGGUAUGAACCUGGUCUCGUAUGAGUACAUUGCGACCCAGCGCGAGCGCCACGGCGUCAUGAUUCUCUCUGAGUUCACUGGUGCCGCUCAAUCCCUUAACGGCUCCCUCAUCGUCAACCCCUGGAACACAGAGGAGCUGGCGAACGCCAUCCACGACGCCGUCACCAUGUCUCCCGAGCAGCGCGAGACCAACUACAAAAAACUCGAGCGCUACGUUUUCAAGUACACGUCCUCAUGGUGGGGCCAGUCCUUCGUCGCCGAGAUGACCCGCCUCUCCCAGGAGACGUCGCAGUCCAAGACACUCCGGAACAUCAGCGGAAACGUUGUCGGCCAGGUCAGCAAGGCGCUACACGGCGCCAUUGAGGGUGCUUCGAACCUGACUGGCAGCAAGGACAGUGCAGACGAGACGAAGCAAGAAGCAUAACGGUCCGUUGUGUAUUCGAGUCGCACUCCAUUUCUUUUCUCUUUACCUUCUUCGUUUUUUCAAACGUUUCUAUUCUCUUACCUUUCCUGUCGGAAGCCGUCGUCUCAGGCGGCUAAUUUGAUGAAAGCAUAAUUGAAAGAAAAGAAAGAAAAACAUACCCCCCCUCGUGAUUACACCUAACCUUCAAGCUACCACAUCUUAUCGGCUUAGAGCAUGGGGAAGUAAAGAAAACGAGGCAAAAUCAUAAUCAUUCGGAUACAAGGCAUUAAGCCCUAGGGCGGAGUUUCGCGGGAUAUCUUGGUUUUGUUUCUUUCUUUUUUUACAUUCUUGACAUAAGGGAGAGGGAAGAAGUUGAGGGAGGAAUCACGCAACGAGAGAGUUGUGUCGCACAUGAUGGCCAUCCUUGCUAUUCAGGUUUGGGUUUACGCCCAGCAUUAGACUAUCUACCCACUUGACGAAACGUGUAAUGCGACCGAUGACAG